Pterocles gutturalis (yellow-throated sandgrouse) is the source of this 1250-nucleotide messenger RNA. RefSeq names its product RAB8B, member RAS oncogene family (gene RAB8B). Gene Ontology annotation, cellular component: endosome; trans-Golgi network transport vesicle; plasma membrane. The record is from RefSeq and is a predicted model, not a curated record. The transcript is spliced from 7 exons. Gene Ontology annotation, molecular function: GTPase activity; GTP binding. Lineage: Eukaryota; Metazoa; Chordata; Aves; Pterocliformes; Pteroclidae. Gene Ontology annotation, biological process: protein localization to plasma membrane; regulation of exocytosis; protein secretion. The annotation marks the transcript as partial.
GAAUCGACUUUAAGAUCAGAACAAUAGAAUUAGAUGGAAAGAAAAUCAAGCUACAAAUAUGGGAUACAGCAGGCCAGGAGAGAUUCCGCACAAUCACGACCGCUUACUACAGAGGAGCCAUGGGAAUUAUGCUGGUGUAUGACAUCACAAAUGAAAAGUCCUUUGACAACAUAAAAAACUGGAUAAGAAACAUAGAGGAGCAUGCCUCUUCAGAUGUAGAAAGAAUGAUCCUGGGUAACAAAUGCGAUAUGAAUGAAAAAAGACAAGUCUCAAAAGAAAAAGGGGAGAAGCUAGCAAUUGAUUAUGGAAUCAAAUUUUUGGAGACAAGUGCAAAAUCCAGCAUCAAUGUGGAAGAGGCAUUUUUCACACUUGCACGGGACAUUAUGACAAAGCUCAACAGAAAAAUGAAUGACAACAGUUCAUCAGGGGCAGGUGGGCCAGUAAAAAUAACAGAAAAUCGAUCUAAGAAGAGCAGCUUCUUUCGAUGCACGCUACUUUGAUGAACUUCUAAUGAUAGACUGCAGCACACUUAGAACCUUUUCUGCUUCUUUGAAAGCACAGGGUCACAAAGCCUCAGAAAUAAUACCACCAAGCUGCUGCUGAGAGCUCCAUUGAACGUAGACUGCGAUACACAAAAUACCAAGUGGAUUUUGCUCACUAAGCCUAUUGACCUGUCAGGCUCUUCUUUCUCAGAUAUGGAAGCUAUGAAGUGGAGACACAAAUGCAAGAGUUAACUUGUUUUCCUUUUUUACUUGCUGUUUUAUUGCCUGUUGCAAAAGCUGCUAUGUUUCUUUUAACUUUGCACAUCCAUAUUGGCCUCUUACUGCCUGUUACAGCACAAUCUUACAUUUGUAUUUGCACAGUUUGACUUGUAAGUAAGAUUCUUAACAGAUUUGUGCAGGUUUUUCUUUUUCUUUUUAAACAAAUUUAUUUUCAAGCAGAAGAGCCAGGGAAAAAUUAAGUCUCACUUCCAUUAUUUCCUAUGCUGUGUACUGGUGGCCAGGACUACAGUAUGGAUGUUGACAUUCUAGAGAUGAGAAUUACUGUAACAAUUGGCAUGUAAAAAUUUGUAUGGGUUUUGUCUCUUAGAUGCACAAAUCUGUUCAUGCAGAAGCUAUGGCUUCUCUUCUGAAUGUAGUAUGUUGCUUUUCUUUCUUUACCAGAUUUAGCAAAGUUGUGUUCUGAGUUGCCAGUCACUGAUUCACAGAUGCACCUCUCGGUUAUUUGAAUAAACACCGUGUCUUUCCUCA